Messenger RNA from Diaporthe batatas, 1378 nucleotides. RefSeq lists its product as uncharacterized. Gene Ontology annotation, molecular function: saccharopine oxidase activity; flavin adenine dinucleotide binding; sarcosine oxidase activity. NCBI's taxonomy places the organism in Eukaryota, Fungi, Ascomycota, Sordariomycetes, Diaporthales, Diaporthaceae. The record is from RefSeq and is a predicted model, not a curated record. The transcript is spliced from 6 exons. The coding region runs from base 1 to 1317 and encodes 438 amino acids.
AUGGCUAAUUCCAGGCAAACCACAAAAGUCAUCGUCGUAGGCGGCGGGGGCACGAUUGGGUCAUCGACGGCUCUACACCUCCUUCGGUCCGGGUACACUCCCUCGAAUAUCACCGUUCUUGACACAUUUCAUUUUCCCUCUGCCCAGUCCGCCGGGAACGACCUCAACAAGAUUAUGGGCAUUCGUGUCCGAGAUAAGAUCGAUGUACAACUGAGUCUGGAGGCGCGGGACAUGUGGAGAAAUGAUGCGUUAUUCAAACCAUUCUUCCACAAAACAGGAAGGCUGGACUGCGAGGUUUCCGAAGAGGGAAUCGCUGGCCUACGGCGGGAGUAUGAAAAACUCAUUGAAGCAGGGGUCGGGGAGACGCACGAAUGGCUAGAUAACGAAGACAAAAUUCUGGCCAAAGUUCCACUCUUACCAAGGGAAAAUAUCAAGGGCUGGAACGCAAUCUACAGUGAGGACGGAGGCUGGCUUGCCGCGGCAAAAGCAAUCAACGCUAUUGGUGAAUUUUGUCAAAGUCAGGGUGUCAAGUUUGGAUUUGGAGGUGCUGGCUCAUUCAAACACCCACUGUUUGACAAGGACGGAACGGUGUGUAUUGGCGUAGAGACAGAGGACGGCACAAAAUACUACGCAGACAAGGUCGUCCUCGCAACAGGAGCCUGGAGUCCUACAUUAGUGGAUCUGGAGGAGCAGUGUUGCUCAAAGGCCUGGGUGUACGCCCACAUGCAACUGACGCCACAAGAAGCAGUCGAGUACAAAGGAGUCCCCGUCGUCUACCACGGCGAUAUCGGCUUCUUCUUCGAGCCUAAUGAGUACGGCAUCAUCAAAGUCUGCGACGAGUUCCCCGGCUUCACUCGGUACAAGCAACACCAGCCUUACGGAGCCGACGCGCCCAAGCCGGUGUCAGUGCCGCGGUCACACGCGAAGCACCCCACCGACACCUACCCUGAUGCUUCCGAGGUCACCAUUCGCAAGGCUAUAGCGACGUACUUGCCGCGCUUCACACAAAAAGAGCUUUUCAAUCGGUCCCUUUGUUGGUGUACUGACACUGCAGACUCAUCGUUGCUUAUCUGCGAGCACCCGAGAUGGAGAAACUUUAUUUUGGCGACUGGGGAUAGCGGACACUCUUUCAAGUUGCUGCCCAACAUCGGCAAGCACGUUGUGGAGCUAAUCGAGGGAGACCUAGCCCAGGACCUUGCGGAAGCGUGGCAGUGGCGGCCCGGGUCUGGGGAUGCAAGGAAGUCCACGCGUGCGGCGCAGGCGAAGGAUCUGAGUGAGAUGCCCGGGUGGAAUCAUGACAAAGAGGUGACGCUGUAGAGCAUCCCGGGCAAUUCUUAGCAGAUCAAGCAAGCCUGCCCAGUUAAAGCCACAAAGCAAU